Messenger RNA from Rhagoletis pomonella (apple maggot), 1437 nucleotides. RefSeq names its product NF-kappa-B-repressing factor. Gene Ontology annotation, molecular function: nucleic acid binding. The record is from RefSeq and is a predicted model, not a curated record. The coding region runs from base 92 to 1345 and encodes 417 amino acids. NCBI's taxonomy places the organism in Eukaryota, Metazoa, Arthropoda, Insecta, Diptera, Tephritidae. The transcript is spliced from 5 exons.
GAUGUUUUUCCGACAAUCCUAUUUUACACUCGCUUUUCACGCGCUGUGUUUUUGUUUUACUGUACAAAAUAUUUUGACAAAGUAAUUUCUUAUGGCUAGCACGUCGAAAAAAGUCAGGAAAAAUGAAGAAUUCCCUACUGACUGGGAUAUUGACCAAUAUCGUGCUGAUCAUGAAAGUGAGGAGCAUUGGCAAAUGAGACGACACUUCAUGGAGCUACAUAAGGAUAAAUUUCCCGAGGAACGACUUGUUUGCCUCGCUGCGGUUUUUACCAACAUGGAAUUCAUGGGUUGCAAAUAUCCAUCAGAAACUAUGCGACUGGUUGCAGAGCUUUCGAAGGAAGUUGUGAAAGAUUAUAGAAAAAGUCGGGAAACGCGACUUAAGCGCACAUUUGUAGCAGCUUCAGUAGCGGCUGAGGCACGCGUUAAAGCUAGGUCGGGUGGACAUUCGGGACAACAACAGCAAAACAGCAUUUCAAAUAAUUCUCGUAACCAGAAUAAAACUGGUAAUGAUCUUUUUGAAGGCCUAACAUACGGUAAAUUUAUACUGUUCCUUAAUGGGGGACGAAAUUGCUUACGCACCUCCGCCCAAAAAUGUAAUAUGGAGUAUGAAGAAAAAGAAAUUGACGGGCCAAAUACGAGAAAGGAAAUUAAGGUUUUCUUAAAUGGCAAGCUAGUGACAAAAGCUUCUGAGGAAAAUUUGAAAGCCACCAAGUUACAGGCUUUCAGCAAUGCUCUAGAUGUUCUUCAAAAGAAAUGCUAUUCCAUUAAACCAAAUCCAUUGCAAGAUGCUAUAAAGAUAAAUAAAACCAAUAAUCAAGUUGUUUGCGGAGUAGUUAAACAACAAGCGGAUAAUGCGGAGGACAAAAAGCUAGAUUCUUCUAAUAAAGGCUAUAAAAUGAUGAAACUAAUGGGAUGGACUGGUGGUGGCUUGGGAUCAAAAACACAAGGCCGAGAGGAGCCCGUUGGAUACUUACUGAAAAACAACCGCGCUGGUCUUGGUAACCAAUCUUGUAAAUUGGAUCGUAACUAUUUUAGGCAGAUAUUGAAAAACUAUGUUGACUCAGAAGAUAUACGGGAGCUACAAUUUGAGUCAACUUUUACCAAAGAAGAACGAGCAAUGUUACACGAGAUCGCAGGUAAAUUUAAUUUGAAAUCAACCAGCUAUGGAAAAGAUGAAGAGCGCCGUUUAGUCAUUUCAAAAAAGACAAUUACUUAUGAAAAAAUUCUUAAUGAAAUUUUGCUAAAAAAGAAUCCCAACUAUAUUGACAAAUAUUUUAUACAAGUUCCAGAGUCGAAAGCUCGUUUCUACCCUGAACACUCAGAAAAAAUUGAACUAGACUUGUAAUGUAUUUAUGUUAUGUACGAUGUCCCGAAAACGCCCCACUAAAAAUAUAUGGUAGUAAGCAUUUUUACAUUAAACUUAGUAUUUGUUAUAAA